GUAGCCUCCCUUGUCCGCGGUAUGUUUCCCUUGACAACAACCAUACAAGGCAGCCAUAGUAGCAGGUUCCCGUUGGAUAUCCACGUAAAUAAGGUUUCGGACUCAUCUUUUUUUCCACAAACAGAUAGGGUGCACAACCAAACGUGAAGAUGCCGCGUCCACGAUCAGCCCGAUCAGAUGGCAGUGAUGGAGAUAUGGAGGUAUUGGUGGAGCUGGAACUGCAAAAACUGCAGAGGCAGUUCCGAAUCAUGGAGGGUGAUCGAGCUGCCUAUACAGAAGAAUCCCAAAAUUUGAUCCGUAAACAAAAAAAUGAGAUUUCACAUUUGGAAUGUGAGAAGCAGGAACUUCUCAAAGAGCUCCGUCUGGCAGAGAGUCGCAGUAACCAAAUUAUGGACGAGGAUCACACUGAUACACUCGUCACUCUGGCAGAGGCUAAAGAGGAUUAUGAUGGAGAAAUGGAAGAGGAAAAACGAAAGUGUGUAGAAUUAGAUGCCAAAAUCAAAGAGUGGGACAAAAAAAUCCAUCACCAACACAAGAAUAUGGGAGGAAUUCACAUGAGUUCGCACCAUACUGUUCAAACACAGAAAACAAUCCGGACACUGGAGAACCGACUUGAUACGGCCAAAAAAACAUUCAACUCAUAUUUAACAGAGAAUUCAAAAUACCGAGAGGAAAUUGAAAGCUUACGUGUUGAAAGGGCAAGAUUUGAAUGUCUCUACAAAAAGCUUGAUAAGGAGCUUGUUCAGGCCAGACGAGAAAAAGGAGAGCUUAUUGAAAGCUCAACGCAAGCUUAUGAUUCUAGGGAUGAGGCUCAAGCCAAGAUGAUUCUGCUGAAGGAAAAGGCAGAUAAGGAUAUGCAGCAACACAAUGCCGAGAUGAAGGAACUCCUUCGUAUUAUAGACCAUGACCGCUGUCUCCGCGAGUUCAUGGGAAUUAAGGGUCAAGAAAGGCAGGAGGACCCGCAACUGGUGGCAUGGCGGCAACGCAAAGAGGCCUUAGAAGCCGAUCGUAAGAAGGAGAGUCAGGAAGAUUCUGUAGAGACUUAUGAGGCUGCCUUUGAAAGAAUUAAGGAGAUGACGGAUGAAACAGACCUUGACCUCUUGGUGGCAAAAUUCAUUGAGGUGGAGGAUAGAAAUUUUGCUCUCUUCAAUUUCGUCAAUGAGCAAAACAAUGAAAUUGAGACACUACAGGAACAGAUUGAAGAUAUAAAUAAUGAAAUUGAAAAAUUCAAACUGCAAGGCAUUGAGCUUGAGGACCAGAGGAAGAAAAUUUUGAAGGAAUUGGAAGAGCAGAGUAACGCUGCCGCAAAUAAUGGGGAUACUGCUGAUGGGAAGAACAAGGGCAUCACAAAGAUUCUGGAUCAGCUCCGGGCAGGUAUAUCCUCCCUAUUUAGCAAGAUAAAUUGUGACAAGUCUGCGAUCGAUGACAUGUUAGGAUCAGCGUCUGGGGUGACAGACUCCAACAUGAUACAGUAUCUGGGAAUUAUAGAACAGCGCACCAAUGAACUGCUAGCUGUACAGGGAUACAUCAACUCAAAGGACCUUGACAAAAAGACCACAGCAGCAGGAUUCCUAGGAGAGGGACCCAAUCCUCCCCAGCCCCAGUUACCUAUCGUACCGCCAGCUGUUGGGGAUGAAUAUGACAGUGAAGGCAGUGAGGGAAGCGAUGAUGAGGCCAGGCCAAUGACCAGGAAUGAAUUACAACGCCGUGUUAUGAAUACAGUCAAGAAACGUGAGGCGGCUGCAAAGAAACAAGAGUUUAAAUAUGACUUAUCAAACGCCAAAGAAAAAACAUCGAAGAAUAAAAAAGACAAGAAAUGAAAAUGUGAUGAAAAACAGAUGAGAAUAUUCAUUUAAAUGAACAACUGCUAUGUGGUGUUUAAAUACGAGACGCUAGCUUUGGACAAAGAGAUUACAGUUGAAACAGACACUUAACAAUUUUAAAAUGAUUGCAUGAGUACUGUUAUAAUGUGAACAUGUUGUUUUUUUUUACUCCAAACUUCAACAUAGUUCACAGACUUUCGUUUUCUGGAGAAAAAAGGGAUAGGAACUCUUCAAAUUUUAAUCAAUCAAGAAGUUUUAAUCAAGACCUUUUGAUUUGCAUACAUGUAUGUUCAUGUCACAUCUUUUUAUUGUGUCCUACAAUUUUGUUGAUCUAGAAAUAGAUAUUUACAGACAUCCCUGUACGGAAUAAUUUGAGACAAAAUAGAAAACGACAUGAAAUUUGUAAAAAUUCCCAAUAAAACAAUUUUGUUUUCUUAGCAAAUUUGUACAGAUAUAUAUAUA
Pecten maximus is the source of this 2285-nucleotide messenger RNA. RefSeq names its product coiled-coil domain-containing protein 63-like. The record is from RefSeq and is a predicted model, not a curated record. The coding region runs from base 150 to 1820 and encodes 556 amino acids. Gene Ontology annotation, biological process: cilium movement; outer dynein arm assembly. Lineage: Eukaryota; Metazoa; Mollusca; Bivalvia; Pectinida; Pectinidae. Gene Ontology annotation, cellular component: axoneme. The transcript is spliced from 11 exons.